Cavia porcellus (domestic guinea pig) is the source of this 3572-nucleotide messenger RNA. RefSeq names its product galectin like (gene Lgalsl). Lineage: Eukaryota; Metazoa; Chordata; Mammalia; Rodentia; Caviidae. Bases 137 to 655 code for a protein of 172 amino acids. Gene Ontology annotation, molecular function: carbohydrate binding. The record is from RefSeq and is a predicted model, not a curated record. The transcript has 5 exons.
CCUGCCCGCCGGGUCGCCGCCGGGCCCCCGGGCGAGCGCGCGCGUGGCCGUGUGUGCGCGCCCGCGCCCGCCUCGGACCCGCGCGCCGCGUCCCGCGUCCCCCGCCGCCCGGCCGCCCGCCGCGCAGCGCAGGAACAUGGCGGGGUCGGUGGCCGACAGCGACGCCGCGGUGAAACUGGAUGAUGGGCAUUUAAACAACUCCUUGGGCUCUCCAGUUCAAGCCGAUGUGUACUUCCCACGACUGAUCGUUCCAUUUUGUGGGCACAUUAAAGGUGGCAUGAGACCAGGCAAGAAGGUGUUAGUGAUGGGCAUCGUAGACCUCAACCCAGAGAGUUUUGCAAUCAGUUUGACCUGCGGUGACUCGGAAGAUCCUCCUGCUGAUGUGGCCAUUGAACUCAAAGCUGUGUUCACAGACAGGCAGCUACUCAGAAAUUCUUGUAUAUCUGGGGAAAAGGGUGAAGAGCAGUCAGCAAUCCCUUACUUCCCAUUCAUCCCAGACCAGCCAUUCAGGGUGGAAAUUCUUUGUGAGCACCCACGUUUCAGAGUGUUUGUGGAUGGACACCAACUUUUUGAUUUUUACCAUCGUAUUCAAACAUUAUCUGCAAUUGACACCAUAAAGAUAAAUGGGGACCUCCAGAUCACCAAACUUGGCUGAUGUUUAAACCACCUCUGUUUCAAAUAGAAUCAGGUGCCACAACUACAUGACUAUUGGUCUGGAAGAAGUGUCCUAUCAAGAUGUAGAGACUUAAAAAGAAAACAAAAGGCAACCUUCACUGUCUUCUUUCUGUGCAGUUUAAACCCACAAUGACAACUUCAGCUAUGGUUUGCCCAUAGAGAGAAAGCUGUUGGACAAAGACAUCGAGCCAUUAUUCCCCAAACAAAGUAAUACAUUUAUGCUGGAUUUUAUUCAGACUAAACUAAAAUGGAUUGGUCAUGAUUGGUGAAUUGGUAUCAAAUUAUUCAUCAUUUUAAACCAAGGUGAUGUUUAGAAACGAAAAUGCCAAGGGCAUUUAAAACAACGGUACACCGAAAUCAACGCAUUUCUGCACAGAAGUGGAAUUGUGUAGCACAACCAACAUUUUAGUCAGGGUAUUUACAUAGAAUGUAGGUUAUUCAGAGUUUAAUUUUUUUUCUGUUUUUUUCUUUCUUUCUUUCUUUCUUUCUUUUUUUUUUUUUUUUUUUGCACACCGUAAGGUCAAUUCAGAUUUUUGAAGCUUUCUUGUAGCUAUUUAUUUAUAUUCAACGUUUGUGUUAGAGAAUGAGCACUGUCUCAAGAACAGCAAGUUAUAAACUUUUGAAUGUAUAAAUAUAUUAGGUUGAGGAGAGAAAAUUACAUAUUAUAAUCAUAUGUGGAUUUAUACCUUAAAGAAUCAGGUUGUAUUCUCCAAACCCCUGAACUUUGGAUCUCCUCAUAUAAAUGUUGUAAGUGCUUUUGGGAAAAAUUUGCAAUGUUUCGAUAAAACUGCUUUUUAAGAUACUAUCAAUUAUGUAAAAUUCUAUUUACAUUCUCCUUACUGUGAAUUAGCACAGUAUUGGGUUCUUUAAAACAAAUUAACUACUCCCUAGACUUACAUAAUAGUUCAUUAAGUUGUUAUUAAAUUGAAAACACGUAAGAAGUGACUGCAUAAACAAUUUUUGAGUAGUAUGUAGACUUUAAAAAGUAUAAUAUGAAAAUGAUUCUGGAAUACAGUAUAAAGCACAAGCAAAUGGCCCCACAUAACUUACUUGGAAAUAAUUUAUAUCAACUUAAGCUGUUAGCUCAUUGUGUAAUUUUCAUUAUGUGACCCUCACUGAUAUCCCAAAGCAGUGCCUUUGGAGCUUCAGAGUAGAAGAUGCUUCUUACUGUCUUGGCUUGGAGUACAUAGUAGGACAGAAUGGGAUCCAGAUUAGGAAAGGAUCUAGUUGUUUAUCUGAAAGAUUAAGUCCUGGGACUCUGAAGUCUGAGUCCAGCCAACAGUGUGAAUGCUUCCAAUGAAGUAUAGAACUUUCUAUGCACUUGUGAAGUGAUCACACUGUGGUGUAUCUCCAGCAGGAGGCUACAAACUGUAAAUGUCACUGUAAGGCCAGAGAUGGUUGGAGUCCUGGGAGCUAGACUUCACAAAGUGUGUUGACCCUAAAAAGAAGGACUCUUGGCAUUGCUUUGGCUAGGUAGUGGGGGAAGAAAGGGGUGCUGGGGUGGGGGUAUAUUUAUAUAUAAUUUAGAUUUUGUUUGUACAGCAUACUGCGUCUUGUUAUGACAUGUCCUUGUCCUGCUUUGCUUUUUUACACAUCAUGCAGAGGCACUGAAGUGGUCAGAUCAUUUUCAUGUGUCGAGAAUGUAGACAGUGUUUCAGUACCAAAGUCUUAAAACUAACUAAAAUUGUAAAUUUUUUAUAGGUAAUAUACUUGGAUUCUUCUCAACUUUGGAACUGUUUACCGCAGUUCUAUGGUGUUAUAUACAAAGAUACUUGAUCCAAAAAGACUAGCUGCAUAUUACAAGCUGUUUAUAUCAGCUAAAUGAGCCAUAUUCAGCUCUCAGGGCUGAUCUGUGGCUCCGGGUAUUUUCAAGCCUGUGUUUAACCUUUCACUCCUCACUUACUAGGAGAGACUUAGAGGGUACCUUGAAAUUUAUUUGUAGUGGCUUCAAUUCAGCUGUGAUGGAAGAGGCUGUGGGAGGGCUCUUCUGAUUGCCCAUUGUGCCCACCCCCUGCAUAAUUCAAUGGAAACUUGAGGAGCAGGCUCUAACUGAUUGGAAGUGACACUGUGUUCUCUCAACCUAUCAGCUAACUCAUUAGCAGCCAAGCCCUUAGGCAGCUUAGUGUGAAAAUACAGUAUUAACCCUUCAUUUCCCUGUGAGGUCAGGAGGAACCACCUAGAUAAGCCUACUGGGAUUAAUCUAAAUGGUGUGAUGGCCUAGGUUUAGCUAAAUGAGUAGGGAGCCGUCUAUCCAGCAAUAAACUGGAAUAUGUUCAUACUCUGUCCUUGGCAUGUGAGGUGUAAGGUGGGAAUUUCAGGGUGGAAAGUGCAAUUUAAAGCUUCACAGGAAAACAUUUGUAUAUGUAAGGAGUUAUUUCUGUCCUGAGCCCAAGUUUUGCAAUAACCCAAACCUAGGAAUAACAAUCAGGCUCUGGGGAAAUAAAAGACAGGCUUUAGACAAUCUGUUUCUGCAGCAAAAUUGAAAUGAAUGUGUAUAUCUACUUAAUCAGUUAAUGAAAGUGACUUCUGCUUUCUGGGCUAUCCCAGAAUUGUCUUAAAAGUAUUUUUUUAAAUUUUGAAACCCCAUUUCAAAUCUUACCAACCUCAGUUCAAAACCCGCUAAGAGGUUACUCUUAGAAUUGAUGCUUUGUUAAGUGACAAAUCCAUUUUGUAUUUAAAAGAAAAUAUCCAGAAAGAGGGAGAAAGCCCUAUUGCCUUGAGAAACAGCCAUGGCAUUUUCUGGCAUUAAUGUAAAAAUAAUGUUCCUAUGAUAAAAUAUUUUCAAAGAAACACUUUCUUAUUUACUGCGUGGUGUAAAAUGUUGCUAAAUGUGUUGUUACAUUAUGUCACUGCUGAAAGUUAUUUGCACUAUAAUAAAGGAAUUUUCUACAAAAUAA